This is a messenger RNA of Acanthaster planci (crown-of-thorns starfish), 2668 nucleotides long. Its product is annotated as neuronal acetylcholine receptor subunit alpha-3-like. Lineage: Eukaryota; Metazoa; Echinodermata; Asteroidea; Valvatida; Acanthasteridae. Gene Ontology annotation, biological process: monoatomic ion transmembrane transport. The record is from RefSeq and is a predicted model, not a curated record. Gene Ontology annotation, cellular component: postsynaptic membrane. Gene Ontology annotation, molecular function: transmembrane signaling receptor activity; acetylcholine-gated monoatomic cation-selective channel activity.
GUUGGUGAUCCUCUUUUCCUCACCAUUGUCCGAUCCCGGCUUAGUGGAAGAGAGAUGAGCGAGCAGCACCACGAGUCCCUACGCGGAUCGCGGAACAUUACAACGGGAACUGUUUUGUGAACGUCAUGAAUAAUUCAUUACAAGCCGGCCACUACCAACGCCAAUGAAAAGCAACAGAACAGCACAACGAACAAUGCCGGGCCCAGCCGCUCAUCAACUUCCGAACAGCGUAACGGCGUUAUACGAAACAUGUUCAUUUGCCCGUAUGUACGCCCCAUACAUUACUUUUAAUCAACCGAAACCAAUAUUUGAUUAGAAAAAAAAGGUGUACUUCGAAGCUCAGGAAAAGGAAAGACGGACUGGAAUUCGAUUCAGGUGGGACGGUACCUAGCUAUGCUCGUCAGGAUGGCCGACCGAGUGAUAUCUCUGGUAGCAGGUGUGCUGUUGCUGAUUUUGACAUGGACGGGCGCAGGCUGGAUCGCAGGUUGUGAGGGCUCCGACUCGGCUUAUCAACUCUACGAAGACAAGAUGCAGAAUUACAACGCACUCAUUAUUCCGGUCGAAAACAGCUCCAGGACCAUGGACGUCUACGUUGGCUUGGCACUCUCUCAGAUCGUCGACAUCGACGAACAGAAUCAGAUAAUGAUCACCAGUAUUUGGCUGAAACAGAAAUGGCAUGAUUACAACUUCGUCUGGAACCCAGACGACUACGAUGGUCUACGACAGAUGGAGGUUCCUAUCGAUCAAAUAUGGAAUCCGGAUAUCGUCCUCUAUAAUACGGCCGACGGCAACUAUGCAGUGGAUGUUGUCAAUAGAGCCACGAUAAAACACGACGGUACCGUCUACUGGAACCCUCCCGUCAUCUUCAGGAGUUCUUGCCUGAUCGACAUCUCCUACUUCCCCUUCGACGAGCAACGCUGCAAGAUGAAGUUCGGCUCCUGGACCUACGACAGCUCCCAGCUUGACAUCAAGCCGCUCAGCCCGCGGCUUGAGCGGGAAAACUACCGGGACAACGGCGAGUGGGACAUUGUGGAGUCGCCGAUCGAGAAGCACGCCAUCAGGUACGCUUGCUGCGAGGAUGUCUACGUGGACCUGACCUACACGUUCGUGCUCCACCGAAACCCGCUGUUCUACAUCAUCACCCUGGUGCUGCCGUGUAUUCUCAUCGCCCUGCUGACGGUCUUGAUCUUCUACCUCCCGUCGGAGGCUCAGGAGAAGAUCACCCUGUGCAUCUCUGUCCUCCUCGCCCUGAUCGUGUUCCUCCUCCUCAUCCCUUCCAUCAUCCCGCCCACCUCCACCACGGUGCCUCUCAUCGCCCGCUACAUGCUCUUCACCAUGGCCAUCGUGUCCAUUUCCAUUGUGGCCACCGUCUGGACCAUCAACCUCCACUUCCGCAAUGUCGGCACCCACGAGAUGAGCAGGUGGAUGCGGCGCAUUUUCCUGGAGAUCCUCCCCAGGAUCCUGCUGAUGAAGCGCCCGGGGGAGGAGGAGCAGCGCAAGGAGAAGGAGAAGCAGAAGGAGAUGGAGCGGGCUGUCAUCCGCAGCAACGCGGCCUCCCCCUUCAUUUGCCUCCCGGUGGAGAACGGCCGCGGGAGGCGGGAGUCGGGAGGCCUCCCUGCCCUCGCCUCCACCACUAUCCCGCCGUCUCUGCGCGAGGAGGUUGAACACAGGGAGCGGGGGAGCCCCCUCAGGAGAUUCGGGGAGUACAAACCCGUCAGGAAAGAGUGGCAAGAAGUCCUUGGUUAUCUUCACUACAUUCAGAACAACUUAGAAGAGGGUGAUAAGGUGGAAGAUUCGGAGGACGAGUGGGCGUUCAUCGGGCUGGUGAUCGACCGCUUUCUCUUGGUGGUCUUCACGGUCACCGUAUUAAUCGGCACCGUCGUCUUCUUCCUGCAGUGCCCCAUCUUCUGGGAGAGCCCUAACACCCACUACCAGGAAGUGUACGAGGAGCCCGAGGUCCUGCUCAGUGCCAGCUACUACGAUCUGUUCCCGACGUCGCCCCCUGCCCAACCCUCAGUCUCGGUAUCGCAGUAGGCUGUGGUGCGCCUCCAGCAAGAGGAGUUUCAUUUCUACGCUCUGAGUUUGAUAAAGUCAAAGAAACGUCACCCUGUGAUACUUCUACGCUCUACUUGCGCUGGGAGACAACUUAACUUGUCUCAAAAAGCGAACUAAAAUCACCGUGUUGUACAUCAUCCGCUGAGAAAAAAACAAACCAUUCGUAUGAUCAACAGUCUACUCCCUUCAGCAGUUGCCAGGCUUUUCUCAGGAAACUGCCUGCACUUAGUUCAAAAAGCAUUUUGAAGGGGUCGGUGUUUGUGUCUAGUGUGCCAUAUACGUAAUGAGCAUAAACUCGUUCGUGCAAAGCGAUACUUUUUUUCCCAGGCAGAGCAGAUGUAAAUUUUGCUCUAUAUGAUGGAUUCUACUGAAUUGUUUUUACCUGGGUAUUAAAAUGAAGUCGCCAUCGAUGGAAAAUGAGACGAGUACUGUGCCUUUUACGAAAACAAAGCGCUUUCCUUUGGUAACUUUGGUAACAGAGUAAAAGGCAGGUCACAUUAAAAUCCCUGCAUAAGCUGGCUUUUGAAAGCUUUGGAUCAGCAAGCAAAUUUUACGCAAAAUCAGUUAGUACUUGUUACAUUUAGUUUAAGCGUGUUUGACUUCACACUAAGUC